AUGUCCAAAGUGCGAAGGUUUGCUCUUCACGAUGUGCUGACAUCUGAUUCGUCGUCUGAGGAUCAAAAACUGCACAUUUUAGCCGAGUUUAAAGGCCAUGUCAAAAAAGAACUGGUGUAUGAACCAUCCAUACCGCAUUAUUUCGAAUGUCUAUGUGCGAUAAUGAACAGCACCAGUGGCGUUGGCGAGUGUGAAAAAAUGUUCGUUUUGUGCCAUUCAACGCUGUGUUAUUUAGUCAAAAGAGUCGCAAUGCAAUGUCCAGCGGCUUUCGACGCUGAUACCAUCCGGGCUUUGAUGGUCCCGUUGCUUCGAACAGUUCAUUUAGGCAGCAAAAUUUGGCUUGGGUCGGUCAAAGCUCUGGAAGCUGUAUACUUGGCACAACCUUCAAGCCUCGAGCAAACGCUCGAAAGUCUGCAGUUGCAGGAAAAUGACCGGGUGGCUGCCUUGUUGUUCACAGACGAGCUCAUCCAGCUUCACCAAAAAAACAAUCGGAACCCAUUAGAGAUCCUAAACAAGUUCACAAGUCUUUUUCUAAGCAUUCUUAAUGAACCACACGGUUCUAGGUUCCAGGACUACGAGCUGAUACGUGAUAUUCUCGCCAAAUACUAUACUGCACAUUCCAUGCAAGAUUUCGCCCGCCGAGUUAAAAAUCCAGAGAUUCGACAGCUGCUUGAAGUAAGACCAGAGGUACCUUUGGACCAGAUAUCGGUAGAUGAGGACGAGAACCAAGAACCUCAUUCUUCUGACUUUGAUAUCCAAGGCGAGCUUCAGGCUCUGCUUAAAGAUCAAAUCAGAACGUCGCUGCCGACACUCCCGAGAAACUUCAGUAAUAUCGAUGCCCUUCGAAGGGAAUUGGAACAUGUAUUCAUACCCUUCACCUCACCGAAAGAGACUGAACAUAAUUGGAGACAGCGACAGGAGGCCAUCAUUGUUUUACGAGGAAUCAUUGCAGGCAAUGCUUCUCUGGUGUUUACAGACGAGGUUGUGACCGCUUUCAAAGACUACCAAAUAUCGGAUUGCAUUUCGAAGGCGGUUUCGUCUUUGAGAACCUCUCUUUCCAUGCACGGCUGCCAACUAGUUAAAGAAAUGGCCAACCGCCUGCAGGUGAAGAUCAAUCCUAUAGCAGAUGGGAUUUUCCAUUCCCUAAAGAAUGUGCUUUCAGCGACCAAGAAAAUAGCGUCUCAAAAUGCGUUUCACGCUGCAUGCGUUCUGUUGGCAUCAAUGCACUUUCACAGCAGAACUUUCCAAUCCUGCUUCCUACUCUCCAAGGACAAAAAUGUCUCCCCUCGAUGCUAUGCUGCGAUCUUCUUGCGUAUUUUUCUCAUUAGGUUCAACUCAAAGUUGGACCACUGUGUUAUAUACAUAGACGAGUGGAUCAACAGAAGCGCCACUGAUGCUCAAACCAAGGUCAGAGAGUCGAUGCGAGUUACUUUUUGGUACUAUUACAAAAUAUAUCCUACGAACGCGCAGAAAUUGCUGGAUGGAUUCCCGCCCCAAAUACGACGCGCUGUCGAGUCCUCAAUUCCCAAGACUAUGGAUAUUAACUACCUGCCUAGCAGUACGAACUCCACUGAGACUUCAAGGAGAUCUAGCUUGGGGCCAGCAAGGACGCCCAGUUAUGCGGGACCAACACAAUCGUCACAUUUGCAAAGACUAAACUCCUUAAGGACGUCCAAUGGCCACCAACCUGUCAAUCGCAAUAAAACCGACGACACAACUUCCAGAAAGGCUAGUGGCUCAAGCAAAAUGGCUGCAAUGGCGCCGCGAACAAACAGCGGGACUAAUAUCCUUGACAGAGCCACUCCGCCGGGAUCAAUUGACGGUCACGCUCAAAUUGAUCUUACCGGCGAAAUAACACAGAAUCAUUCAAACACUUUGAUCAAAAAGUACAUGGAAAAAUCCUCUCAAGACGUGGGUCAACGGAAUCACACUCAGAACGAGUUAGAUGAUAUCAUCCAUUAUUUAUCAUCAAAAGUACAAUCUGAAAAAGAGCUAGGCAUUCAGCUACUUCAAAAUAUUUGUCUCAUUGGACUUCCUGCUCAGAGCGAUAAAUUGAGACCGGCAGUGGCGCUCAUCAUAAUGGAAUCGCCACAAUCCUUAGCGCCACUUCUGCGACUGCCAGCUUUCCAUACCAUGCUUAACGCCUCUCAAGCCAUCGAGGCUUUUGCAGUCCAUGGUCUGCCUGUGGAACUCCUAACGCGGCAGUACACGGCAGAAGAUCUUCUUCUUGCCUUGAAAAAUGUGUUCGAUGCGUUUUAUCCCGUAGAUGAUCAACUGCCGCUACACUAUCUGAAGUACGGGCGUCAGAUACUCGAUUACGGAUUUGAUGUGCUCACAUAUUAUCCUAAGGGCACGCUUUCCGUAACUCAGCCAUUUUUCAAGCUUUUGACAGAAAGGCUACUCGAACUUUAUGGCAAAGAUUUUAACCUUGGCAAAUAUUUUGAUGCCCUUUUCUGCAUUUACGCCUGUGAUAGUAAGGGUUUCAUGAAUGUAUUGGAGGCGUCAUCAAGUUUUCUUCAGUCGAACGUUAGGCGCGAACUCGAAAAGCGAGGCCCUGAAUUUGAUUGUAACGUAUUAGAACAGCAACUCGAUAAUGUGAAUUCCGGCUUCGCAGAUGAUGGGCUGUCCACACAGCUUACAAUGAUCAAUCCUUCCUUUAAUCAAAGAUCCGCUAGCGGCAGCAGUGUCCUGAUACAUGAUCUGAACAAAGACGAAGAUGAAAACAUGCCCUCAAGCAAAGAUGAUGUGGAUGAUGAGCUUCUUCAAGACGCACAAGGAUUUACCAAGUUUGGAGGACUCGCCAAACUCACGGAACUGACCAGAGUAGUGAGUCUUUAUGAACAUUCAAACAUGAACAACAACUCUUCUAAUGGUGUCUCUUUGGACACGGACGGAGACUUUAAAAUGCGGGGUGACUCGACUGAUUCGAGAGGUAAAACUCCAGAUGUUGAUUUAAGCGACAUUUUCAAUGAAGAGCGGUCCCAUCACAAGGAUGUCAUGGUAAAGUUCGAUGACCAGCCACGCGUAAUACAGCAACAUCUGUCGUCAUCCGAAGAAAACAAUUCUUUAAGCGGUAGUGGAGAAAAGACACCUGAAGUGUUAGCUCCGGGCCCCAGCAUCAAUUCCAACGAGAACAGAGAGAGGACCGAAACUCAAGUAAUUCCCACAUCGAAGGAAGUUGGCGACAAAGUUGUUCCCGAAAAUGUCAUCAGAAAUGUCGGGGAACGACAGACGGAUGUUCUUAUGAAAGCUCCCAUCCUCUUGAAAACAGUCAACGAGACGGAAGAGACUUCAGAUUUUUUCGAUUCGCUUUCCUCAACUCUAGCACUUCAAUGGGCAUUAUCCAACGUCGCUGCUUCUUCUACAGUGCCGUAUCGCCCUGGAAAUCUGCUCGCCAUCAUAGCCAAGAUAAAGAAAAGAUCAUUUACAGGGCGAGAUCUGAACAUGCUGUUAUCUUUCUUGAUCAUUGGUAGAAACGAGAGCACUUUUCUCGAGUGGUUUCAAGAAGAUGGACUACAUCAGCUAUUAGAGGUACAAGAUCUUCUGUUGAAGUCUAUGAAUGACACCGACGAGUUUCCGGAAAUGUUGGCUUCAAAAUGUCUCUUACUAUCGUCCUGCUUGCUGAUAUUAGAGUCGGCUCUUUUACGCAACAGCACAAACAGUUCAAAAUUUGUCUGUACCGAAAGCACCUGGGCAUGUACGCGAACAAUUACGAGCAAGCUUGACAGCUUUGAUAGCGAGUGCUACGUGUUGUGUGAAGAACUAAGAGAAUACAUGAUCAAUCAUGGACUGAUAGAAGAGAGCGAUUUACCGAGACUCACGGCCGAACUAGAUUCAGCUAAUGAAAGUACUGUCAGAACAACAUUUGCAUUAGCAUCACUUCGACUUUUAUCCGGAAACAUGACACUUCCCAUGGAUAAAACGCUGUUGGAAGAGAUAGCCACCAAAGCCGUUCAAUAUAUCGUCAAUGACGCCCCAGAAUUGCGCAAAGAGUCUACUGAGCUAUUGGGUAACCUCUACAGGCUCAUUCAAUCAAGUGGUGAAUUUCACUGGCAAGUUUUGGAGCGUCUACCUCGCGGUAGAGCAGAGCUCAUCUCCUCGCUUUCCACGAAUGGAAACGCGUAA
Molecule: messenger RNA, 4125 nt
Organism: Lachancea meyersii CBS 8951
Lineage: Eukaryota; Fungi; Ascomycota; Saccharomycetes; Saccharomycetales; Saccharomycetaceae
Source: the annotation of a GenBank genome assembly